Messenger RNA from Carassius auratus (goldfish), 1187 nucleotides. Its product is annotated as 60S acidic ribosomal protein P0. The record is from RefSeq and is a predicted model, not a curated record. Gene Ontology annotation, molecular function: structural constituent of ribosome; large ribosomal subunit rRNA binding. The coding region runs from base 183 to 1133 and encodes 316 amino acids. NCBI's taxonomy places the organism in Eukaryota, Metazoa, Chordata, Actinopteri, Cypriniformes, Cyprinidae. Gene Ontology annotation, biological process: ribosome biogenesis; ribosomal large subunit assembly; cytoplasmic translation. Gene Ontology annotation, cellular component: cytosolic large ribosomal subunit. The transcript is spliced from 8 exons.
UGGCUGUUGACCAAUCAGCGCAUAGACACGCCUCCUCCUCGUGAUUCUGAUUGGAUGUUCGACCCGUACUAAUACCGCGCCGCUUACUUCCGUACUCUCUUUCUUUCACGCGUCCUGACCGUAAGAUUUUUCAGUCUUGUCUUUAAACCGGCUGUUCCCCGAUCCUUGGAAGCACUGUCAAGAUGCCCAGGGAAGACAGGACCACGUGGAAGUCCAACUAUUUCCUGAAGAUCAUCCAACUGCUGGAUGACUUCCCCAAGUGUUUCAUCGUGGGUGCAGACAAUGUGGGCUCCAAGCAGAUGCAGACCAUCCGUCUGUCCCUGCGGGGCAAGGCCGUCGUGCUCAUGGGCAAAAACACCAUGAUGAGGAAGGCCAUCCGCGGCCACCUGGAGAACAACCCGUCUCUGGAGAGGCUGCUCCCUCACAUCCGUGGGAACGUGGGCUUCGUCUUCACCAAGGAGGAUCUGACUGAGAUCCGGGAUCUGCUGCUGGCAAACAAAGUGCCCGCUGCUGCCCGUGCUGGAGCCAUCGCCCCGUGUGAGGUGACCGUCCCCGCUCAGAACACCGGACUCGGUCCGGAGAAGACCUCCUUCUUCCAGGCUUUGGGAAUCACCACCAAGAUCUCCAGAGGAACCAUUGAGAUCCUGAGCGACGUUCAGCUGAUCAAACCUGGAGACAAGGUGGGCGCCAGCGAGGCCACGCUGCUCAACAUGCUGAACAUCUCGCCCUUCUCUUUCGGGCUGAUCAUCCAGCAGGUGUAUGAUAACGGCAGCGUCUACAGCCCCGAGGUGCUGGACAUCACUGAAGACGCCCUGCACAAGAGGUUCCUGGAGGGUGUGAGGAACAUCGCCAGUGUGUGUCUGCAGAUCGGAUACCCGACGCUCGCCUCCAUCCCUCACUCCAUCAUCAAUGGAUACAAGAGGGUCCUGUCUGUCGCCGUGGAAACGGACUACUCCUUCCCAUUGGCCGAGAAGGUCAAGGCCUAUCUGGCUGAUCCCACUGCUUUCGCGGUCGCUGCUCCGACUGCUUCGGCUGCGGUGGAGAAAUCUGCAGCUCCUGCGGCUAAAGAGGAGGCUCCCAAAGAAGAGUCCGAGGAGUCUGACGAUGACAUGGGCUUUGGCCUGUUUGAUUAAACUGCUGUCAACAUCAGUGUCAGUUUUACAUCAAUAAAACAUCUGGAAACAUCA